UUAAUGUUAGAGUGUUCUCAAUUUAACAUUGAAUAAUUCUCUAAAUAUUCAUUUAGUGACUACUACUAGACGAACUAUCAGCAGUACAGUUUAAAUUGGCAGAAUAUGGAACCGAAAGUGUUGAAAUUAAAUAAUGAUAUUGCAAUUGGACAUGGAAAAAAAACAUUUAUCAUCGCUGAGGUUGGUCAAAAUCACCAAGGUUCUGUGGAAAUUGCUAAAGAAUUAAUAAAUGUUGCAAAAAAUUGUGGAGUAGAUUGCGUAAAAUUUCAAAAAACAUGUCUUACCGACAAAUUUAACAAGUUGGCCCUACAAAAACCAUAUGUAUCUGUAAAUUCAUGGGGAACGACUUAUGGUGAACACAAAGCAUAUUUAGAGUUCACCGAUGAAGAAUUUCUUGAACUUCAAAGUUAUGCCGCACGUUUAGGACUCAUAUUCACGGCAUCAGCUAUGGAUUCCACUUCACUUCAUUUUCUGGCUAAAAUUGGAGUACCUUUUAUUAAAAUAGGUUCAGGAGACGCAAACAACUUCAUAUUAUUGGAAGAAGCUGCCCAACUGAAUAUUCCAUUAGUUAUUUCCACGGGAAUGCAGGAUCUAGAAACAGUUCAACAUAUUUAUAAAUUGGUGUCAAAGUAUCAUAAAAACUUUGCACUGUUGCAUUGCUUGUCAAGCUAUCCCUGUCCGUACGAGGAAAUAAAUUUAAAUGUUUUGAAUUUAUAUAGAACUACAUUCAACGAUAUUAAUAUAGGAUACUCGGGACACGAACUUGGAACCCAUAUAACUGUGGCUUCAGUUGCAAUGGGUGCUAGGAUUGUAGAACGACAUAUAACUCUUAAUAAGAAUCAAAAAGGAUCAGAUCACAAAUGUUCCCUAGAACCAGAAGAACUGUCAGAAUUGGUUCGAAAUAUUCGUAUCUUGGAAUUAGCACUCGGACAACCGAUAAAAAAAUUACAAAAAUCUGAAGAAGACUGUUAUGAAAAAUUAGGAAAAACUAUAGUUUCAAGAAAAUGUCUUAAUGUAGGACACAAACUUAAAAGAAGUGAUUUAGUAAUAAAAGUAGCUCAACCCAAAGGAAUAGACGGAUCUCAGUUGGAUAAAAUUGUAAACAAAUGUCUAGGUCGAAGUGUUUCUGAAGAUGAAUCUAUACUUCCGGAAUAUUUAAUUUAGGUAUUAUAUUAUUAGGACUUUAAAUAAGUU
Messenger RNA from Aethina tumida (small hive beetle), 1194 nucleotides. It is a transcript of the gene NANS, whose product is annotated as sialic acid synthase. NCBI's taxonomy places the organism in Eukaryota, Metazoa, Arthropoda, Insecta, Coleoptera, Nitidulidae. Gene Ontology annotation, molecular function: N-acylneuraminate-9-phosphate synthase activity. Gene Ontology annotation, biological process: carbohydrate biosynthetic process. The transcript is spliced from 3 exons. The record is from RefSeq and is a predicted model, not a curated record. The coding region runs from base 106 to 1164 and encodes 352 amino acids.